Adineta ricciae is the source of this 1869-nucleotide messenger RNA. NCBI's taxonomy places the organism in Eukaryota, Metazoa, Rotifera, Eurotatoria, Adinetida, Adinetidae. The record is from the annotation of a GenBank genome assembly.
AUGCCGAAACGAAAGUGUUGUGAACAUCCGGAAAAACAUGCAAAUUCUACUCGUGUACCAAAAGGAACAAUAGCCGUAUCGUUACAGCUAUCAAAAUUUUUGGUUUCUCGGUAUAAUAUGACGGAGACCCGAACGCGCUGGUUAUAUCCAAGAUGCCAUGUUGUUGAAUCGAAGGAAAUGACGGCUUAUCAAACAGUGCAGAUGAAAGACAAUGAAGUUUCGAGUGAUGAUGGCGAUGAUGAUGAUGCCAUGAUGACAGAGAUCCUCGACAAUUGUAGUACAAAGGACGAUGAUCAUGCUACCGAAGAAUUAACUGAAGAAGAAGAAGAUAAUGUUCGGAAGGAUAGUGGUUUUAUGAAUGAGUCGAAAGAGAAUAGUCAUCACUCACUGCAUAUGGAUGAAAGAUCGACCGAUUGUGAAUCAAUGGAUGAAGAAGAAGGCGAUGUUUUAUAUGAACACGAAUAUCAGAAAAACAAAGCGGUGAAACAAUUGUCGGCUGUAUUUGAAUUAUUAAAAAUAGAGCCAAUUCAUGAUAAAUUGACAGUAUUUCCUAUCCGAGUUAAAGUUGAUGAAGUCUAUCGAAAGCUUCAACAGUGGUGUGAUGUACUGGAAGGGGUGACUCAAGCUUCACAUGAUCCAAAUCCUCACGAACUUAGAAUAUCUGAAUCGAACGAGUUUUUGGAUGGUUUGAAAAAAUUGUUCGUCGAAAGCGACGCCAAUGAAAAAAAUCGUUUAAUGACAAUCGCUCCGAGAGAAUGGGGUAGACAAAAAAUCGAAAGAUGGUUUCAAGUAAAACAAAGUCAGGCUCGAAGAUCGCUGGUUCUACGAAAAGACAAAGGGAUAUUAGUCUAUCCACAAUGUUUACGAAGAAAUAUUCCUUUAUCUGAUGCUACGAUUGACACAGUUGUCAAGUUUUACCGUGAAGAUGGUAUCAGUCGAGUUUCAUCAAAUUCCAAGGACACAAUGAAAAUCAAUGGACAAGCUGUAGCAGUUCGUUUUAUGGAGAUGACUGUCCUGGAUGCUUAUCGAAUAUUUAACGAACGAUUGCCUGGAGCUGUCGCAAGGUCUACCUUCUAUCCUCUUCGACCACGCGAGGUGAAAAUUGCAACACCGCAUGGCACGUGCAUAUGUAUUAUCCACGAGAACAUGGAUUUAUUAUUGAAAGCUUGGAACAACCAUUAUCAAAAACAUGUCGCCAUAGCCUCUUCUUCAUCCGAUAACAAGAUUAAUAUGAAUGAUCUAAUUACUCAAAUGUUACUUUGUUCGCAAUUUCAUUCGACAAUUGGCCGAGAACAACGAAACGUAGCGAUCAUCAGUGAUUAUAUGGAACAUACAACAUCGUUCGUUUACCGUGCACAACAAAUUCUCGUCCGAUUCAUCAAAAAGAACUUUCCAUUGGUGAAAAAGAUCAGUUAUGUCAGCGACGGUGCUAGUGGACACUUCAAGAACAGCGCUAACAUUUUAAACUUAAUUCAUCACAAGAUCGAUUUUGAAUUAGAAGCUUCUUGGACAUUCACUUCCACCGGACACGGGAAGUCUGCAGGGGAUGGAAUUGGUGCUACCUUGAAGUNCACGUGCAUAUGUAUUAUCCACGAGAACAUGGAUUUAUUAUUGAAAGCUUGGAACAACCAUUAUCAAAAACAUGUCGCCAUAGCCUCUUCUUCAUCCGAUAACAAGAUUAAUAUGAAUGAUCUAAUUACUCAAAUAGUCUGUACUAUCCAAAAGGAAGAGUACUUCACUGGCGAGUGUGACAAUUGUCCGACAGCAAAUCUCAUCGACAUCCUUACUCACAACAACGCUAUAGAUCACGACGAAGAAUGCGCAUGGACUGUGUGGAAAAAAGUCAACAACAAAUUUGAUCUUCAAUAA